Molecule: messenger RNA, 764 nt
Organism: Mauremys mutica (yellowpond turtle)
Lineage: Eukaryota; Metazoa; Chordata; Testudines; Geoemydidae
Gene: HEMGN
Product: hemogen
Exons: 4
Coding region: 128-649 (173 amino acids)
Biological process (GO): regulation of osteoblast differentiation; cell differentiation
Cellular component (GO): nucleoplasm
Molecular function (GO): protein binding; serine-type endopeptidase inhibitor activity
Source: RefSeq, a predicted model, not a curated record
GCGGGCUGUGUUGGUCUCUAACUACUCCUUUGCAGUAUGUAGCCCAAGUAACUCCUGAGGCCCUUACUGCACAGCAAAGCUGUUUUUGGUUAAAACCCAGAACCCCAGCAACAAACUGCAAAGAAAAAUGGAGGGCUUAGAAAAGGACCAUCCUUACUCGGAAUCUUCCCAGCAGCCUCCACCAGCCAGAGAGGAAUACACGGUGCCAGGGGCCAUCACGCACCGCCUGAGAGACCGAGAGCUGCUGCGGAAGAGGAAAGCAGAGGCACAGGAGAAAGAUACUGCCCAGUGGGUUCUGGGAGCGCGAGGUACGAGCAAAGGGCCAAAGAGGGGCCGAGGAGCUGGGAGAAGAAGAGGGCGACAGCAGGGUACAGAGCCAGAGCCUCAGCCUGAAGUGCAAGAGGAGGUGGAGAAGGAGCCCCCAGAGAAAGCACAGGCCUCUCCAGGGCACCAUGAGGAGGAGCCCGCCCUGUCUGUGGCUCAAGAGCUGUUUGGUGGGACUCAGCAGGAGGUGGUGGAGGAUACUCUGCAUCCAGCAGAGCAUGGGGAAGAACCAAAGUCAGAAGAAGCAGGAACAUCAGAGGCUUUGAAUAUCCCUCUGGAAAAUGACCAUACAGAUAAUGGAUACUACCCCUCAGUUUUAUUUUGAUCUUUUUUUCCUUCCCAUUGCUUUGGGCAAAGUCCAGCCACUGUAGAAUGAUUUAGAUCUGCUAUUCCCGUGUGAGCAAUAAAAACUAAACACUUGCACCAUCGUCUCCCAUCAC